UCGAUAGUCGAGCCUCGAGCAUCGAGCCGGUCGACAGCCGCGAAGCUGGCCGCCAUUAGGCCGUGCAGGCCCGGGCUUGUGCUGAGUGGCGAGUGUUUGUUUGUGCGUAGUGCCGCCGUUGUUUCGGUGGAUUUCUCCAGCGCUGGUCGGUGGGCUGUCGCCAGGACACAUGUGACGUCAUCGCGCCAUGGGACCCGCGACAGGCGGCGCUGAGUCUGCCUGAGCUGCCGUCGGUCUGAUGCGUGCGGGCCGGGGCCUCAGGAUGGCGGUGCCGGUGCCCACCCUGGGGCGCCGGAGGACCGGCUCAUGCCUGCGCACCGUCAUCUUCCUGUUCCUCGUCACCUUCGUGUGGCUGCAGCUGCACGUGGCGAGUCUGGGCGGGCCGCGCCAGGGCCUGGCCGGUGACCUGGCCGACGGCAACGACUCGGCCGCCAUCCUCAGCAUGGUGCCGCAGGUGCUGCACAAGUUCCUGACGCCGCGCGCGCGCCUCAACGCCUCGGCCGCCGCCAACUCGAGCGACGGCGCCCCUGCGAGACCCCGACUCAACAUCUCCGACAUUCGCCGCAGCAUCGAGUGCUACAACGAGGCGCAGGCCGUGCUCAACGAGGACGUGUUCGGGCCAAUUCAGAACGACACUCUGGUCAUCGUGGUGCAGGUACACACGCGGGUCAUCUACCUGCGGCACCUGAUCGUCAGCCUGGCGCAGGCACGCGACAUCGACCAGGUGCUGCUGGUGUUCAGCCACGACUUCUACGACGAGGAGAUCAACGAGCUGGUGCAGAGCGUCGACUUCUGCAAGGUCAUGCAGAUAUUCUACCCGCACUCCAUCCAGACUCACCCGCACGAUUUCCCCGGGGAGUCGCCUGAUGACUGUCCUCGCAACAUCAAGAAGGAGCAGGCUCAGGAGAUGCGGUGCAUCAACGCCCUGCACCCGGACCUGUAUGGGCACUACCGCGAGGCCAAGUUCACGCAGACCAAGCACCACUGGUGGUGGAAGGCCAACCGCGUAUUCAACCAGCUGGAAGUGACGCGCAACCACUCAGGCCUGGUGUUGUUCCUGGAGGAGGACCACUACGUGGCAGAGGACUUCAUACACAUCCUGCGCCUCAUGCAGCUCACGUGUCGCACCAGCUGCCCGCGAUGCAACAUCCUCUCCCUCGGCACGUACCUCAAGACCUACAACUACUAUGGGGACGCCAAGAAGAAGGAGGCUCUGAAAGCCUUGAAACGCCACCAGACGUUCUCCCCGGGAUCGCUAGCUCCAUCCUGGGGCUUCCAGAUAUUGCCCGCCCUGUACCAACACUACCAGAAGGCCGAGGUGACUCCGUGGAUCAGCAGCAAGCACAACAUGGGCAUGGCGUUCAACCGCAGCACGUGGCAGGAGAUGUGGCGUUGCGCGGAGCUGUUCUGCGCAUACGAUGACUACAACUGGGACUGGAGCUUGCAGCACAUCUCCCAGAACUGUCUGCCACACAAGCUGCACGCCAUGGUGAUGAAAGGCCCCCGUGUCUUCCACAUCGGCGAGUGUGGGGUGCACCACAAGAAGGCCAACUGCGAGUCGACGGCGGUGAUCUCGAAGGUGCAGCAGGUGCUGAAACACGCAGCCAAGCAUCUGUUCCCGAGCUACCUCACCGUCACCGUCACCAACACCAGCAAGAAGCAGAAGCUGCGCAAGGGCAACGGCGGCUGGGGCGAUCUGCGCGACCACCAGCUGUGCGUCAACAUGACUCGAGCUGGCAGGUAGCGACGCGCCCCGCGCCCCUGUAUACUCUCCUCUCGUCCCAGCACACGCCCGUGCGUGCCUUCUGCCCCGUGAGGCAGCUGCCGUGUUCCUGAGCUCGCCAGCGCCGGGGUCUCCGAGCCACUGCGGCGAGCUGCCCGGACGUGUGUGCGCGACCGAGGACAGGGGCCACGUCUCCUUGCGUGCAAGGCAUGGGACUAGCGUUCUGUUCUCGGGCAAUAUGCAACUGAAGGACUGGAAACAACACUCCUUAGACUUUACACUUGGAAAGUACAUGCAGGCUUUGUUGGUAUCUGGUCGGUAUAGCAUUUUGCACUAAGCUGAAAACCUAAAAUAACAGUGUUGUGAACAUGCAUAAUAUCUUAAUUAUGUUCCAUUCCUUGAUGAAUUGAAGUAUAUCUUCUUUUUGCUAGAAAACUUUUUAAAAAUAAUUUCAGCAUGUCAUAGUGAAACGCAUGUUCGUCACAAGUAAUCCAAUGCCAGCACCGUGCAGACAGCUCCCUGAAGAACAUGUCGAUCUCGUCACAGUUAGGCUCGUAGCAAGUGGCCGGUGUGCGACAGUGGCCGAGAGCACUGUUGGGCGACGAGGUUGGCCACAGUGUCGGGUUGGACAAGGGACACCCUGUUCAACGGACAGCCCCGAAGUCCGAGGAAUGACGGCACUUCUCACACGGAACUGUCAGGUAGGAAGAAAACUUGUCUUUGAAUGAUGCUUUGAUUGGCUGUCAGGGAGGUUACACUUACAGAUCAUCCUCACAAUUUUUUUUUUUCUUUUAGUUUUACAAGAAACCUGCAGAACGCCUGUGUAAUUGUGUUGCUGCAGAGCUUUUGGUCUUUCAGUUUCAACAACCAAAACGAACUAAUAAGUGUUAAAAGCUAUUGAUUGUUAUCAGAAGGAUUUGUAUGCUUUUCAGUUAUAAGCACAAUCGACGAGUAGCGACUUUUCAUUCUUUUGGAAUCUUAUUUGCUCAAGUACUGAACACUUACUCAGAGUUCCCCGGCCUGUUAAUAGCGCAGUAGUCGUGCCAGACUAAAUGAACCAGGUCUAUGUACAAGGUCUCUCUGAACUGAUCCAGGGUUCUGUCAGCCAUAGAGUUUGAGUUCGCCAUGUGGCGCUACCAUCAACUCUUUUCUUAUUUAAACUGUUCAAUAUUGACUAGCAGUUGUAACACUACUAAAGCAUCAUGUGUGUUAGACUAUUGAAUUACAACAUUUAUUGAUAUCUUUUGUCGAGUGUUUCAGUCAUGGGGCACAGUUCUCGAAUAAGCGAUGUGCCAAGCAAGGUGGUUAGCUUGUCAUCGGGAGCGGGCGCCCUCGUGAUGAGUGUUCUCGGCAUGACGCGAAGUGCCUAGCUUCAGGGCAGUUUGCUGGCGGGUACAUCAGUUAGUAUUUUAACAUGAAUGAGCCUGCGUGAAUAAGAAUAGUUUUUACUAAAUAUUGGUACGAAUUAAACUGUACCUUUAUAUGUAAGGCCAAAGAAAAAGUAAAAAUUUUGUUACAAAUUCAAAUUCUAAUCAGUAUACAGUUGCUCUCUUUCCCGUAAGCAACACUUGGAGCUGCGCUACUGCGAGACCGCGGAACACGAGUACAGCAGUUACUGCGCGAUGAUGCAGUUAUUCCGUCAUCAUGUGUCGCCUCUGUUCUGUUCGCCAGUUCAAGUACUUUAUGUAUGUCUGUCGAGUGUAACAAAGCACCUUGCUGAAUGUAAAUGAAGUGUGAAGAUAAACCAGCACAGUACUGCAGUGUAAAUAACACGGCUACUGGGUACUAGAUUGCCCACAUUUCCGACAGCUGAUUUUCUUAUAAAUGACAUUUUAAUUUUAUAUUCACAGUAUUAAUCAUGAAAUGGUGAAAUAAAUUUUUGCAUAUGACGGAACUAAUGUGUACACCCAUGCCAUGCCUCUCGACUCACACACAUUUCUAAACUCGGAAGCCAGUUUCUUCCUGAAUUUGAAGAGUAAAGUUAGGUUUGACUUUUUGUUUGUACUUGUGUAUUAUUUGUAAAAAUAUUUUUUUUUUUUUGUUAAAAUUUUAUUACUUUAUUUUAUUGUUAUGUACAUGUUUUUAGUGUUUUUACCAUGAACAUUGACUUUGUGCAGAUAAUGUUAAUGUUGAAGUAAUUUUUUUAGUAAUUUUGUUAUGUUGUCUAUAGUCAAGUGUUCUUGACAACACUGAUAAAGAUUCCAGGUAGAAAAUAUCUCUCAUCUGGUGUAAUUUUUAAUGUCAUUUGGUAAUUUUUGAGAACAUAGUAAAAGCCUGAAUCAGUAUUGUAGUUGAAAACACUUUAAAAAUCUCAGCUCAAUGAAAAGGUUGUGAAGCAGCCAGUGUGUGUCUGAAACAGCAGACAACCCCGGUGUGAACGUUGGUAGUUUCUAGGCCGCUUCAUUCAAGAUUGUUGGUAGUUAAAAGGUAUUUUGAGAUUUAGUUUUAAAUCCAUCUUAAGUAAAUGUAUUCCAGUUUCUUUUGUUGUGUUUAUUUAACAGUGGAGAUAGUAUAAACACGAAAUACGGCCUGUCCGGUGAUUCGUUUCAUUCAGAAUACUGCAAAGAGAAGGAAGCUCAUGGUUGCCAGCGUGUGUCAUUGAGACGUGACAGUGAUGCCACCAACUGGGUGUCACCUCUCCUUCGGCACCUGCGCAGUGACAGCGGUGGUGUGUCUGUCCGAUAGCCUUGAGCAAGAACUCAGUCCCUUUUACCCAAACACUGAUGCAGUGGAUGCGAUAAAAUAAUACUGUUUUCUGUUUACUACACCUGUGUGUAAACAAAACCAUUUCAAAAAUACUAACCAUUAAUGUUAGAUGUGAUGGAGUAUGAAAGAGAUUUUAAAUUUUGAGAAUGAAAAAUUAAAGAAAUAAUGAAAUAAUUUUGAGUCUUCUUUGACUAAUUUGGGUAUUCUUGGACCUACACGUACAGAUAAACCUUAGCAUAUCUACCUACCUGUUUCUUCUGCAGUUCUGCUCUUUUUUGAUGUAUUAGCUUUAAGAGUCAGAUUAUAUUGUCAAUCUGGUCUCAAUUUCUGAGGAUUUUCCUAAUCUUAUCUUGAUUUUGUUUUGAUCUACUGAAGGUGAUUCUUUCACACCUUUAAAGCACUAGACAAAUUUGUCAUAAAAUUAAUCAAUACAUAUUCAAUGAUUUCAUUAAUCUUGUUUUUAAUUCAAACAUUCAUCUGAUAUAAUAAAGUAGAUAAUAUUUUGAUUCUAUUUUGUGCACUUAAGUAGUAAACGUGUCUCUAAGUCAGCGGUUCCCAAUUUUGUCGGCCAGGGAACCCUAUGAUCUAAUUUUCGUUUGGCGGAACCCCAACCCAAAGAAAGUUAUUUGACAAUAUUUGUGCCUGCUUUAAAUGACAUUCGUCCUGACUCACGGAACACCUUUCGGAAACCGCUGCUCUAGUUAUGCAUGAAAGAAUAUCAAAUUUUACAUUACACUCCCUAAAAUUUUGGUCUCUUCUUAACUUAUUGUUGUUUGAAUAAUUAGUCAAUUCUGUUAAAACAUAUUUUUAUUAAAUUGGAUUGUAAACAUAAAUUUUAAGCUGUUAACAUAUUAAAAUUAUUUUGCUCUGGUACCACUCCGUAAGAAAACAUUUCAUUCUCAAAUUUUUAUUUAUGUUCGUAGCAGUUGGUACACAUGGGCAGAAAAUUAAUUCAUUGGUUAUAUGUCCAUACAUUUCUCAGUAAUUUAUUUAUUAUAGAAUAUUUACUAUAGCAGAUAGUGUAUGAGUCUGAAGUGCACCUUUCAUUUGACGAGAGAGAGUUGAUCUGGACUCUCCUCGUUCUUCAAUCUGGACUCUGACUUAGCGAAUGGGCUUUGUCUUGGUCGAGCUAUUAUUGUUCGAGCUCACUAGCUACUGAUACGUCCGAGGCACUGCUCUUGUUUGAGCGUGGCUGUGAGUGCUGCUCACGCUUCCCCAGAAGGACGUGCAUCCCGCUCGCGAGGUGCGUCUCGAUGUAACCCCAGGACAUUGGAAGUGCGAGCCUCGGGAUUGUCCAAGUCUUGUGUUGUCGAACGUGCUAACGGAUGGCGGACUUGGAGGAAGGAAGCUCGUUCGCGAAGGAUAAUUUGGCCGUGUUCAUUCCCUACACUACUAUCAGACACAUUCGUUCGAGCAGUGGCAGGAUUGAACUUCAUUGACUUUUGUGUUUAAUAUGAUCUGUCUGUUCGGAAUAUAAGAGUCCAGACCUCCGGCUAGCUCAAAUUGGUCCGACUGUGACAUGCGUUACCUCUUUAAGAAUUCCCUGGGUAUCAUAAAAAAAUGUUAGUCUCGAUGAUUGAUCCUGAAAUAAAGUCUCUCGGUCAUAAAAUGAUUUUAUAGCUUGUAAUUAUUAUUGACGAAAAUUCACAAGUUACAAUGGCCUCCAUAUUCCGACCAAAACACUGUUCUCAACUUCUCAUUAAACCAUCACAGACUUCAUUAAUUCCCAAUGAUUCACCUUUCAACUUCCACCAAAACAUCCAAGAACAAUAGCAAUCUUGAAUUUACUGUGGGGUACAUUUAUGUUUCUUUGCCAUUUAAUAUUUGGUUUUCAAAGAUCUAAAUGUUGAGUGAAUCAGUAAUGGCUGUGAGCCAGGUUUGUUAAUGUUGUAUAUAACAGUGUGCGUAAGAUGUGACUAUGUGUGAUAUUGAAAAAUGCUCAUAACAUGUUAAAAAUAACUUUAUGUGCUCCAUUGAGUGUAAUAAUUUUUUUCCCAUGUUAUUAACUGGAAAAUACUUUAUUUGUAUUUUUUUUUUUAAUGUAUACAGUCUUUUAUUUAUCUCUGUGUGAUGUGUUUGCGGCAUGCCCAAGCAGUGUUUUUCAAAGACAUAGUCUUACUUUUAAAACAACCCUCAGUGGAUUCACUUCCACAUGAAAACUCAAAACUGAUGUUAACCCCAGUUGUGUGUUUUUUGGCAUCAUGGCACACAUAAGUAAUAUUGGUUACAUUGUGAUUACGAGAACAAAAUUUUAAUCAUGUGGUUUACAAUAUUUAUUUAAAGUUAUUAGUUAGCUCGCAAGUGAUAGUAGGUGUUCGAAGGCACAUUCCAGCCACCACAAGUGUGUUGUACCAUGACUGCUCGGAAAUGAGUGCGAUAACCGAUGAAACAGCAGUUCUCAUAUCAAUGAAAAAUUUAAUAUUUGUUGGAAGUUAAACUGAAUAUCAGUGUUUGGGUUUUCAGAGUUGGGUUCACUAUGCAAUAAAAGCAGUAACUUUCUUUUGGGUGCUUACAGUUUAUUAACUGUUAUUGAAAAUGAAGAUUGUCAACAUGUAAUACAGCACUAAUAGUAUUAUCUUGAAUGGUUUGCUAGUUACUUGUAAAUACACAUGCUGCAUAUAUUGUUAAUAUAUAUGUGUGUGUUGUAACAAUUUUUGUGGUUAAUUGUAUUGCUUUGUUGCACGUAUCAUGUAUUUAUCCUCAAUGUGUGUCGCAAGAACUUUUAAAAUUGAGGAAAUAGCUAUGAAAAUGUGCAUAACGUUUCCAUUAACAGAAGAGAGAGUGCAUGGAAUGGCAGCAAGUUAGUGGUUUCAACUUAACGGCAUGUGAUAAAGUAUUGGGCAAGCUGUGUGAAGAUUCAAGAUUAUUGGAAUAACUACAGAUAAUCUUUUUGAAGAUGUUACCCUAGUCAUAAAAUGUUUUUUUUUUGUGAUGACAAUAUUUUCAAUAAAAACAAUUUUUAACAAA
Bacillus rossius redtenbacheri is the source of this 7396-nucleotide messenger RNA. Its product is annotated as alpha-1,6-mannosyl-glycoprotein 2-beta-N-acetylglucosaminyltransferase-like. Gene Ontology annotation, biological process: protein N-linked glycosylation; oligosaccharide biosynthetic process. The transcript is spliced from 10 exons. Lineage: Eukaryota; Metazoa; Arthropoda; Insecta; Phasmatodea; Bacillidae. Gene Ontology annotation, cellular component: Golgi stack; Golgi membrane. The record is from RefSeq and is a predicted model, not a curated record. Bases 239 to 1744 code for a protein of 501 amino acids. Gene Ontology annotation, molecular function: alpha-1,6-mannosylglycoprotein 2-beta-N-acetylglucosaminyltransferase activity.